Molecule: messenger RNA, 729 nt
Organism: Cyanistes caeruleus (blue tit)
Lineage: Eukaryota; Metazoa; Chordata; Aves; Passeriformes; Paridae
Gene: C7H2orf66
Product: chromosome 7 C2orf66 homolog
Source: RefSeq, a predicted model, not a curated record
UAGCAAUAUAAGUGCAGAGAUCAGCUUGAUCACAGAUGACGAGGAGACCAACCAAGAAGGGGCAAGCCAAAGCCAAAUUCCCUGACAGUCUGUUCAUCUCCAGCAUGUGGAAAGUGCUGCUCCUGGGUCUGUAUGUAGUAUUGGCUGUGAGAGGAUUGGCAAAGGGUGCUCCUUUCCAUCCAGAAGAGAAAUGGAAGCCUCUUGAUAACCCCAGAAACAGAGACCUGUUUUUCAGAACGCUCCAGGCUUACUUCUUGGGCAGGGGUCUCGAUCUCAGAAAGUUCCCAGCUACUUUCCCUGUGAACAGUGAAGGACCAGGGCCUGUCACGUUCUACUCAGAUCCUAUUGCUUCUGCAUUUGCAGAUUAUGAAGAAAGGAAAAAAUCUUUUCAGAACUAUUUUGAAGGCUGAAAGAUUCUGCUGAUGAAGGUAUUAACUUAAGACCUCCAUACCAAGUGGAAAACUUCACAGCAAAAUUUUACUGUUUUGACUUUUUUGUUACCUGACAAUUCAAAAUUUUCUUCACUGUCACUGUUUCUGCCAGUGGAAUCUGGUGUCCUGCUGUAAUGGGCAUUAUUCUGUCUGUUGACAAAUGCGUGCUGUUUGGCUACUGCAGUUUGUGAGCAGAAUUGUGCUUAACUGUGAAUAAAUGAGGAGUGCAACCGCGUGCAUUUAAGUACUGCCAAGUGUCUUUGUUCAAAGCCGGUAAAUAAAGGUUCCCUUUCACUUU